Impatiens glandulifera is the source of this 2285-nucleotide messenger RNA. Its product is annotated as YTH domain-containing protein ECT4-like. Bases 204 to 2087 code for a protein of 627 amino acids. The record is from RefSeq and is a predicted model, not a curated record. Gene Ontology annotation, cellular component: cytoplasm. NCBI's taxonomy places the organism in Eukaryota, Viridiplantae, Streptophyta, Magnoliopsida, Ericales, Balsaminaceae. The transcript has 9 exons. Gene Ontology annotation, molecular function: mRNA binding. Gene Ontology annotation, biological process: mRNA destabilization.
UUUUCGGGAAACUUCUCUUUUCCCUCUUUCUCUAAGCAGGGGUGUUUCUCUCUCCACGCUCCAAAGACUCGUCUUGGCGGCUAACCCAUCUUAUCCUUCUUCGUCUCCUCGAUUUGCCUUACCUUGUAAUCGCUUCACGCUCUCUGGGUUUUAUUCAAAUAUAUAAAUCAGAUUCUGAUCUCAUAUCCAUCGUCGAUCUGAUCAUGGCAACCGUGGCUCCUCCAGCUGAUCAAGCAGCAGGGUUUUUGCAGAAGUUGAACUUAGAUUCGGAUUCUAAACCCUUUGAAGUUCCUGACAAUGCGAAGAAGUAUUCGUCUGUGAACUCGGGUAUACUGGCUAAUGGUUUGAACAAGCCAUUUGAGAGAUCUUUAACUCCCUUCCGUCAAGAUUUUAUGGAUCCAAGUAUGUUCUACCCCAACACUUAUCCAUCUACAUUUUACUAUGGAGCCAAUGAGUGGGAAGAUUACAGGUACGCUGGCAAUGAGGGAGUCGAGGGUGCUUAUGGUAACAAUGGGUCCCUUAUGUACCCACAAGGAUAUGGUUAUGCACCUUUUGGCACAUAUCAUCCACCCACUUCUCCUGUUCCAACAAUGGUGCACGAUGGGCAGCUUUAUGGACCACAGCAUUACCAAUACCCUUCUUACUACCCGUCUACUGUUCCAAGUACUGGAUCAUAUGCUCCUCCUCAUGCAGGUGAUCAAGCUUCUCUGCCUGUGGAUGCUGCCAAAGUUAACACUAAUUUGGCAAAUGCAGGAGGUGGCCAUGGGAUAAAUGCACCAAAGCCACUUAGACCUAACUACCAAAACUCAACUUGGCGAAAUACCUCUGUAUAUCCUGAUGGCAAGUCAAAACAUGCACCAGUUUCUCAUGGAAAUAAUUUCUUUAAUAAUGGCAGGAACCAAAAUCUUCAUUCUUACUCUCAUCUCACGCAACCAAGACCAACUCCAGGAAUGAACAUGAACCAGGCUGGAUUUGUGGAUAGAAUGUAUCCAAACAACAGGCUUUAUGGCCAAUACGCCAACAUGUUUAGGACGGGGACUGAAUAUGGAAUUUCAAGUUAUGAUCGCAGUAGACUGAAUGCUCGUGGAUGGAUGGGAAUUGAUAGUAGGUAUAGUAAGCCCAGGGGUCGUGGUAAUGGCUAUUUUGCCCAUGACAACAAUGUGCACGAUGGAUUAAAUGAAUUGAACAGAGGUCCUAGAGCCAAAGGAUUCAAGAACAUCAAGGAAGUGGAACCUGUCACAGUAGCCUUAAAGGGUGGUCAGAAUGUUCAACCUGCUACUGUCGUGAAUGAGGAAAAGAAAUCCGAUUUAGACCAGGGGAAAUAUAACAAAGAAGAUUUUCCCGAGGUUUACAAAGAUGCUAAAUUCUUCAUCAUCAAGUCUUACAGCGAGGAUGAUGUUCACAAAAGUAUCAAAUAUGGUGUAUGGGCCAGUACCCCUAACGGAAACAAGAAACUUGAUGCUGCAUAUCGGGAAGCACAAGAAGUAGCUGGCGGUUGUCCCGUUUUCCUGUUUUUCUCUGUUAACGCAAGUGGGCAAUUUAUCGGUGUUGCUGAGAUGGGUAGUGGUGUUGAUUUUGAUAAGAGCGUUGAAUAUUGGCAACAAGACAAGUGGAUGGGUUGCUUCCCGGUUAGAUGGCAUAUUGUGAAGGACAUACCAAAUAGCUUGCUGAAACACAUAACUUUAGCGAACAAUGAGGAUAAGCCUGUGACCAAUAGCCGAGACACCCAAGAGGUUAAGUUGGAGCAGGGUAUUGAAAUGCUUAAGAUUUUCAAGGGACAUUCUAGUAAGACCUGCAUUUUGGAUGAUUUCGGGUUUUAUGAAGCUCGUCAGAGAAUCAUUCAAGAAAAGAAAGCUAAACAACAGCUGUUUAAUAAACGAGUGGUAAAUGGCAAGACUUCUGAAGUUGCGGCUGAAGAGAAAGUGACCAAAGUUUUGGAGAAACCAUUAGAUGUUUCUUCUGCUUCUGCUGUUGCUGCUGCUGCUGCUGGUCCUAUCUUGGUUGAAGAACCUCUUGUUGUGAAUGCAGCUUUGGAGGAUGUGAAGACCAAUCAAGUUGUCUCAAAGCCGGCUUCUUCAUCAUCAUGAUUUUCUUUGUUGAAUAUUUCGUGUUUGUUUGUUUAGGGGUGGGGAGGGUAUUUUGGUGGUUUUGUUUGCAAAGUUUUUCUUGGUUUAAGAUUUCUUCUAAGUAGUAAUAUAAAUAGAAGCGAAUAUGACUUCGACCUACUAAGUAUUGCUUUCUUUUCUUUUCUUUACCAGUUAUAAUAAUAAUACUGCAUAUGACUA